This is a messenger RNA of Vombatus ursinus (common wombat), 525 nucleotides long. RefSeq names its product late lactation protein B-like. The transcript has 6 exons. Gene Ontology annotation, molecular function: small molecule binding. The record is from RefSeq and is a predicted model, not a curated record. Lineage: Eukaryota; Metazoa; Chordata; Mammalia; Diprotodontia; Vombatidae. Bases 1 to 525 code for a protein of 174 amino acids.
AUGAAAGUCCUUUUCCUCACCAUAGCACUAAGACUGUUCUCUAUCCUCAAAGCUGAGGAGUCAUCCCCUUCUGAAGAACAAUUUGAGGGUACAUACUUUGUAAAGGCCAUGGUGACAGACAAUGAAUUUCAUGGGAAGAAGAAGCCUAAGGAGAUGUCACCCUUGACAAUCACUCACCUUAAUGAUGGUGAUCUGGAGGCCAAAUAUACUAUCAACAAAAAUGGCAAGUGCAAAGAGAUUAAAAAGAUAUUAUUGAAAACAAACAAGCCUGGGUUAUUUUCCAAUGAUGAGGGCAAACACCAGGUACUCAUACAAAAGACAUCUGUGAGGGAUCAUUGGAUUGUCUUCUGUGAAAGCGAGUUACAUGGCACACAAAUAAGAUUCGCCCAACUUGUCAGUCCAGAUGCAGAGGAGAACCCACAAGCCUUUGAGGAGUAUAAGAACUUUGUCAGUCUUAAAGGAUUUAAUGCAGCAAAGAUCAGCAUACCCACACAAGCUGAAGCUUGCACCCCGGAACACGCUUAA